AUGGUUGCCAGACCUCUGUUGCUCCUGUUCUUGCACAUUAGGAAAUGUUAUGACAAGUUUCAUGGGAAAGUGACCAUCACUGCAAAACCUGGCGUCAAGCUAGAAAUCCCAGAUGGAGCAGUGAUUGGGAAUAAGUCACACAAACACUCGAUUUCACACAUCGAGGAGCCAAACACUAAUAAUUCAGAAGGAUCCCUGGCUGGUGCUACUGUCUGGGAUGUAUUCCGCAGGCAGGAUCUUCCAAAGCUUAAUGAAUAUCUAGCUGUUCAUCGGGAAGAAUGUGCAGCUAGAUGUCAAGCAGUGUCUUCUGUUAAAUAUCCUAUUUAUGAUCAAACAGUGUACCUUAACGAUUAUCAUAAGAAGAUGUUGAAGGAUCAAUAUGAGGGGCUGAAGACAAUCGAGCAGAUUACAAUGGACUCAGCUUCGGUCGAGACCAAUAUGUUCAAGCUCUGCAAGGUGAGGUCUGUUCAGUUUGGCCAAAAAGGCAUCCCCUACCUGAACACCUACAACGGCCGCACCAUCCGCUACCCCGACCAGCUCAUCAAGGCCAACGACACCAUCAAGAUCGAUCUGGAGACCAACAAGAUCAUGGACUUCAUAAAGUUUGACGUCGGCAACGUGGUCAUGGUGACUGGCGAGAGGAACACCGGGCAUGUAGGAGUCAUCAAGAACAGGGAGAAGCACAAGGGCAGCUUUGAGACCAUCCACGUGCUGCUUGGAGCUUUUUGCUAUGUCUAGUUUUCUCCUAUUUGUUGUACAGGAAAACAUAGAAUAGAAUUCAAAUUUGGUGGUCGCAAAAGUGUGAAGACUUUAAUUCAUAUAAAGUUAGGCUUAACAU
Molecule: messenger RNA, 838 nt
Organism: Zea mays
Lineage: Eukaryota; Viridiplantae; Streptophyta; Magnoliopsida; Poales; Poaceae
Exons: 6
Coding region: 1-738 (245 amino acids)
Biological process (GO): translation
Cellular component (GO): cytosolic small ribosomal subunit; ribosome
Molecular function (GO): structural constituent of ribosome; RNA binding
Source: RefSeq, a predicted model, not a curated record